AUGACAAUCGCGUCGGAAUGCUAUGACGGUAGUGGCUGCCCAUCCGGUAGUGGUCGACCUUCACCAGCGGCGGAAGGCGAGAAAGCAGCAGCGGGAGUGAUGAAUGAGCCGUUGGCCAGUUUCAAGUCAAGUCUCGGUGCAGUCUCUAUUCAGGUGGCGUUGCAAACCGUUUUGAAUGGUUCGGCGGUUGAUCAAGUGUUUUCGUUUAAUGCGGUUUACGUGAACAAUCACAAGAUCGAGAAAAUUGAUUUGGAUAGAAUCAAAUUGUUGAGCGCGACGGAGUCUAGUACGGAAUCGACCAAGGCUGAUCUGGUUACGAAGGAGAAUUUCACCAAUCCCGUGCAGUACUAUCAAUAUCUGGUGGGUAGUGAUCCUGCUGGUCACGUGGAUUUGCUAUGGGGUAAAAAUAAGACAUACCUACCCUCCAUUUUUCGAAGCAGUACCACACAGGAACCGCCACCAGCUCCGACAAUCAUUUCCUAUGCGGAUGAUUUGUCACCAGUUCAGAACACUCUGAAUAAUACAACGCCUUUCUUUAAGGGAGACUAUUACGUUGAUCCCGUGGAAAUAUUUUCCACUACAACCACCAGCCGACCAGUGAAGCAAAUCAAAAAGCCCAAAACUAAACCGGAACCUGCGAAGAAGCAAACAAAGCUAACCAAGGAAACUCUGGAGUUGCUGCGCAAAUAUUUCAGCUUCAACUGUUCCCUGACACCGAUCCAAACGUCGACAACUCCGCUUCCUAAAACCGGAACCAAAAAGUUACGAAAUCGUGGAAAAUCCAAAACACCGACUACAGUUCGACCACCGGAAGUCAACAACAAACUAGCUCGACCGGCGAAAGGUAAGAAACCCUACCGACCGGUAGUCUACGUCUACCCACCGGUCAUCAGCAGUCUUGGCGGGGUACUGGAAAGCGUCUACAACUACAUGCACGAUGCCUUUAUCGACACGGAGUACAUUUCGGUGGAGGACACCGAUGAACAGCGAACGGUGAAAAAAGUUUUAAAAUCCAACGACAGGAAAAAGACAAAGCGGGAUUCGAGGAAUUCUGGCGGGGUAGAGUCCAGCACCGCCACCGCUGCGACUAUAAGUUCGAAACAAUACCACCAACCGGAUGUGAAACGGGUGACCUCUUCUGGUUUACCAGGUGAGGGAACGACUAAGAACAAACUAACGACGAACAUUCAUGUAACCAGUGAGUACACUCCGGCAACUCCGGGAACGCUGCCAAUUCUGUCACCGGGGGCAUUUGACGAAAAGGAUCAAAGUAGCGAGGAAAGUGGUUCGGAGGAGGAUGAUGGUGGUGAUUACUAUGAAGGAUUCGCAGCGAAUGAUAGUUACGAAGACGAUGCGGAUGAUGAUGAUGAUGGUGACGACGACGAAAGUCAGGAAGGGGAGGAAAGUGACGAAUACGGUGCUAGUGAAGAAGCGACCGGGAACCAGGUUGCCAAUGAUAAGGAUUACGAUUACGAAGAUGAUAGUGAUAAGGUAGCCGGACCGGUUAAAGUGAAACGUCAAAAGCAACCCGUAAGCGCGGAGGAAUACAGUGAGGAAGAUUCGGAUGAUUAUGAUAGUGAGGAAGAUAGUGAUGACGGCGGUGAUGGGGAAGGUUUCUUCUCAGGCAUUUUUGCGUCGUUAGGACGCAUCGUUCGAUCGCUGGGAUUUGGUCCUCGGACUACGGUAGAGUAUUCUGAUUAUGAUGAAACGCGAAGCACGACUCCUAAGGUGAUAGAUCUGCGGAAACGACCAACUCGGAGCACGGAUCAGGACACACAAACGCAGUUGGAAAGGGUACAUGAAGUUACGGAUAAACAGCAACCGUGGUACCACUAUCCGUCUUACCUGUUCAACGAAGUGGAAGAGGAACCAGUGAUUCAAACGCCCGUUGAAACGAAUCUUGUCACGGAAAACGAUUCCACCAACAACUGGUUUCAGCUUAUGAUGCCGUGGGACUUCUUUAAUCCGUGGUCUUCCUGGGACGAAGAACCUGCUACGGUUACAAAUCAGAAUCAACCAGCGAUGGUGGUCACUGUUCCACCAACAACUGCUCCAGCGACGGAACCCGAUUCUGGUUGGUUUCCAAACUUGUUUGGCAAUAUGGCUACCACGGAGAGGCCUUCGACGAAACCAGUUCCUCCGAAACCCUUGAUCCCAUUUCUCCCAGCUUCCGAUCCUCUUCAGAAGCCAGAAACCUGGCUAAGUGUCAUCGCUCAGCAUGUUUUUACAACGACCAGAACUCCAAAAACAACGAAGUUUCCGUCAACGACUCACCUCACAAAACCCACCAAGGUAUACUAUAGCGGGUAUCAGCUAUGGCGUCUCUUCCCGAGAUCAACGGAGAACGUACGUUCCCUAGAGGACUACCGCGUUUCACCGGAAGGUGUCAAACUGCAGUGGUGGAAGGGACCGACCUUACGAGGUUCCAACGAUAUUCUUGUUCCUCCUGGUAUGCUGGAUAGGAUGACUGAAUACCUACGAGAUGAAGAUAUUCCGCGCGAAGUGAUGAUCAGGGAUUUGGGACAAGCGAUUCUGUACGAAAACCCUAAGAUGACUCGGAGGGAACAAAUCGAAACUGAAGUGCUUCACGGACAUCCGUUGACGUGGUACCGGUAUCAUCGGUACGGGGAUAUUGUGAAGUUUAUGAAUUAUCUGGGGCGUAAGUAUCCACGCAAUGUGGAGUUGAUUCAUGUGGGAAGGAGUUUUGAAGCAAGGCCAUUGACGGUGGUGAAAGUGAAGUUCGACGGGAAGCGAUCGAUCGGCGGGAAGGUUCAUAACUCAAAGUAUAUGAAGGGAAAGCGGAGAUAUUCGGGGAAGAAGAAGGGGCCGCGUAGUGCUGUGUUCAUCGAAGCUGGAGCUCAUGGGCGGGAGUGGAUUGGACCGGCCGUUGCUACCUGGAUAUUGGAUGCGUUGACUAAGGCGAUAGCGAAUAAUGAUACGGAGUUGGAGAACAUCAAGGCAAUGGAUUGGUACGUCCUUUCGGUUCUGAAUCCAGACGGGUAUGAAUAUAGCCAGGACUACGAUCGGAUGUGGCGGAAGACCCGGUCAAAGCACCGUGAGAUUCAAAGCUCUGGAAUAAUAACAUCCGCGUUAAGCUGGCUACAGUCCCACAGCUCCCUCUCCAUGAACUCGGACCAAUCAUGCUACGGGGCGGAUCUCGAUCGAAACUGGGAUCACCGGUGGAACGAAGCGGGAGCUUCGAAAUCCGCCUGCAGCGAAUUCUACGCCGGACAGAGUGCCUUCUCCGAACCGGAAGCCCGUGCGUUGAGUAAGUUUCUGACGAAGGGACGCCGUAACAUUCAAAUCUACCUUUCGCUGCAAUCCUACGGACAGACGAUCAGCUAUCCGGACGGGAAGCGACUGCAGGGUGAGGAUCGGUUUAGCGAUGUUCACGAAAUGGCAACGGUUGCGGUGGAAGCUUUGCGAGGAUCCGGGAGUCACGUUUCCUACCGAGUGGAUAGCGAAGAUGAGAUGGCACAUCCUAGAUCCGGGACGUCGACGCAGUUCGCGAGGUAUGAAGCUGGAAUUAAGUAUAGCUAUACGGUGGAACUGCCGGAUACGGGAACUCACGGGUUUUUGUUGCCUCCUUCCGGUAUUGAGGCUACCGCUAGAGAUACACUGGAGCUAAUUAAAGGUAUGGUAGAUUACGUUUAA
This is a messenger RNA of Topomyia yanbarensis, 3654 nucleotides long. RefSeq lists its product as uncharacterized. Gene Ontology annotation, biological process: proteolysis. The record is from RefSeq and is a predicted model, not a curated record. Bases 1 to 3654 code for a protein of 1217 amino acids. The transcript has 5 exons. Lineage: Eukaryota; Metazoa; Arthropoda; Insecta; Diptera; Culicidae. Gene Ontology annotation, molecular function: metallocarboxypeptidase activity; zinc ion binding.